This is a messenger RNA of Papilio polytes (common Mormon), 1560 nucleotides long. RefSeq names its product 3-ketoacyl-CoA thiolase, mitochondrial-like (gene yip2). Gene Ontology annotation, biological process: fatty acid beta-oxidation. The record is from RefSeq and is a predicted model, not a curated record. Gene Ontology annotation, molecular function: acetyl-CoA C-acetyltransferase activity. The transcript is spliced from 8 exons. The coding region runs from base 137 to 1327 and encodes 396 amino acids. Lineage: Eukaryota; Metazoa; Arthropoda; Insecta; Lepidoptera; Papilionidae.
CUAAAUUUCAGUUUAGUACCACUUUAUAAUCUGUGAGGACGUAGUUAAUGUUGUAUUUCUACGCUCUGCUACGUAUCAAAGAAAGUUUUGUUUUAAUUUAUAAAGUUUUUAUUUGUGAAUAUUGUUAAACAACACAAUGUCUGUAGCUGUUAAAGGUAUCUUCAUAGUAGGCGCUAAGCGCACUGCGUUCGGUACUUUCGGUGGUGUGUUCCGCAAUACAUCAGCCACAGAGCUGCAGACGGCGGCCACAGCGGCGGCGCUGCGGGAGGCCGGCGUCGCCCCAGACCAGGUCGACAGUGUCGUUAUCGGACAAGUCAUGUCGGCAUCGCAAGUGGACGGCAUCUAUACGCCGCGCCAUUCCUCGUUGAAGGCGGGUAUCCCGCAAGAGCGUCCAGUGCUUGGCAUCAACAGGCUUUGCGGCUCCGGAUUCCAGUCCAUCGUUAACAGCGCGCAGGAUAUCCUAACCGGUUCAGCUAAUAUAUCAUUAGCCGGUGGCGUGGAGAAUAUGUCCCAAGCUCCAUUCGCUGUGCGAGGUAUUAGGUUCGGUACCACACUGGGCACGUCACAUGCCUUCGAGGACACAUUGUGGGCUGGCCUCACUGACAGCUACUGCGGUCUACCAAUGGGUAUGACUGCGGAGAAGCUGGGUGCACAAUUCGGGGUCACCAGGACUGAGGUGGACGAGUUUGCGUUACGCUCUCAACAACGGUGGAAGACUGCGAAUGAUGCGGGGGUUUUCAAGGCGGAAAUCGAACCAUUAACACUAACUGUGAAGCGUAAGGAGGUGCGUGUGGAGGUGGACGAGCACCCGCGGCCGCAGACCACACUGGAUGGACUCAAGAAGUUGCCCCCCGUCUUCAAGAAGGAAGGUCUUGUGACCGCCGGCACUGCUUCUGGUAUAAGCGACGGUGCGGGUGCUCUGGUGCUGGCGAGCGAGGCAGCCGCUAAGAACCUGAAGCCCCUCGCGCGGCUGGUGGGGUGGUCGUACGUGGGCGUGGACCCCAGCAUCAUGGGCAUCGGCCCCGUGCCCGCUAUCGAAAACCUCCUCAAAGUUACCAACAUGACCCUCAAUGAUGUCGACCUAGUUGAGAUCAACGAGGCGUUCGUAGCGCAGACACUGUCCUGUGCUAAAGGGCUGAAGUUAGACUUGGAGAAGUUGAACGUGAACGGCGGCGCCACCGCGCUCGGACACCCCCUCGGCGCCUCCGGCUCGCGCAUCACUGCCCACCUCGUACACGAACUCAGACGUCGUGGACUGAAGCGUGGUAUCGGUUCAGCUUGCAUCGGCGGAGGACAGGGCAUCGCUCUCAUGAUUGAAACUGUCUAAAAAACACAAUUAUAUACAUCGAAAAUUGAAUAUUAUUGUUUUGUAUAAUUAUUAUCACUAGUUUCUUAUAUAAAUUGUAACAGAACAUUUUUAUAUAGUUUGUUAAGCUAAAUGUGUAUAUUUUUGAUGUUACGUUUAUAUGCUAAAAAUUAAUGCAAUUAAAUAACAGAAUAUUUUUUUGAGGAUGUAUUUUGUACGAAUGUUAUCUUGUAAAAUAUAUUUAUACUUUUAAA